AUGAAUAUUAAAUAAUUAGCUACAAAUUUCGAUGUUCUCUAUCGAAGAGUAAAUGACAGAAGCAAAGUAACAGAAGUUAUGUUGGGACAGCUUUUCGAGCGAUCUGAAGCUGAAGAAAAGUAUCACAAGGCUUUGGAGAAAAUAAGUGGAUAAAUGCAAAAUUGUGGAGGAGACAUUGAUGAUUUAGUGAGAGGAGUGAAAGUAGAUCUGAAUUAAAGGGCCCAGUACUAUAAGGUAUGUGGGUAUUUGUAACUAAGCAAUUCAAUUAAUCGUACAAGCAUGAUGUAGAGUAAGCGAUCAAUGAGCUUAGAUAAAUCCAAAGUUAAUUCAAACCAUUGAUUCAAGAUGUAUUAAAAAUGGAUAAGGAAAUCAAAAUAUCUUGUGAUAAGUAUGAUCGUCAGAAAGAGAAGACAGUAAGAGCCUCAAAAGAAUAUGAGGAGUCAGCUAUUACAUUAGAGGCAUUGUGUUGGAACAAAGAGUGCAACUUAGAAUAGAGAUCAAAAGCAUAACAUAGACUAAAUUCAUAAUUAUAAUACAAAUAAGAGAAUGAAUCUGCUUUAAGAUAAGCAGCAUCAAUUUAUAAUUAAGCUGUUCAAUCAUAUUGCACUUCUUUAUAGAAUGGCAUAUAAUAGCUGACUACAUCAUAUAAUCAAAUAUUUUCAAUAGCUAAAGUAUAUUAAUAUUGUAAUUAGGAUAUUGUAAUGAAGAUAUUAGUUUAUGAAAUAUCCAAAACUAGGAAUCUUUAAUAUGAUAGCGAAUAAUUCUUUAAGCAGGCAGAAAUUUAUUUGGAUCCCUAAAAUGACCCUAUUGCACCAGGACCCUCUAGUUAAAUAGGAAUUUCUAAAGAGAAUUAUUUAAAAGUUAAUUCUUAAUUAAAUUCUUCAUUUUUAAGGAGUAUAGCAGAUUAAAUCUCUCUUAAUCACAGAUUAAAUAUUAAAAGAGAAACGACUGCUUCUUCUGCUUAAGUAGAAAAUAUAGAUUCCUUUGAUAUCUUCUUAGUGAAUUAGGAAUUUAUUGAUGAUUUGAAAGGAGUAACAAUCAAAUUAAUUGGAAAAGUAAAUAACAAAAAUAAACCAAAAAAUGCUGACGAAUAACCAGCUGGGGUUCAAUAAAUGGUAAAUAAAUAUAAAGAUUAAUAUGGUGAAUAAUCGCUUAUAAGCAUUUAUUGUUUUAUAAAACAUGUGAUAUAAUAGACUUAAGAGUAGUAAAUAAAAGGUUGGAAGAAUAUACCUGAAUUACAAAAGAAAAAUUUAGAUGAAAUUUUUGAUCAAAAAUUCUUUAGAGAAUUAGGAUGCAUCAUCCUUGAAUCAUUUCGAUAAGCAGGGUAAAAUAAUAGGUUAAUUUCUCUUUAGGUGCUCCAAUUUAAGUUCUCAUGGAUUCAAAAAUAUGCAUUUAUUCACUCAAAAACUGUUAGAGAUAUCAUAAAAAGAGGGGGAAUUAAUUUUAGUUAAAAGGAUUAUUACUAUGAUAUCAACAAUCUACACAAUAGAUGAACAUGAAAAACGAUUUUUCUUACAAGAUAGUCUAAUUUCUAUGCAAAUUUGGAGAUAAAUUGAUUUAUGGGAGGGAUUAAUUUAUACAACAAUUGAGUCAGAAAUAGAUAAAUCUGCAAUGAAAGAUACUGUUUAGUUUUCAAAUGAGCAAAUAUUUAAGGAUAAAAAUGUAAUAUAUUCUAAUUUAUUGACUCUGACACUCAAUAUGAUCAAUUUUAAGUAAUAUAAAAUAUUAAAAAAUAGAGUCGAUAAAUAAGAGAUUAAGAAUAUCUUGGUGAAGUAUGCAAGAGUAUUUUAGCUUUAUGAUCUAUAGGCUCAGGAACUUAUUAAAUUUGCUGAAAAUGAUGGGAAAAUUGAGCCAAAUCAAAAAAUUAAUUCCUUAUCUGUUCUUCAAUCAUUAUAUUAUUAACCUUAAUCUAUUUAAAAUUAAUAAGGAAAUAUUGUUUAAAAAAAAGUAGUUAUAUUUGAUAAGAAAAACCCUUUGACAGCUAGCCCUAAUAUUAAUGUUUAAAAGAUAAGUGGAAAUUAAGUUUCAUUAGGUUCAGAAACUCUGCCUAGAGAAGUAAUUCAAUCUCAAGCUUAAGUUUAAUCAAAUAAUACAUAAUAAUAAGCAACGUCUUCUUAAUAAUAGCAAAUAUCUAUAAUUUAAUAGGCAAGAGAAUAAUAAUAAUAAUAAUAAUAAUAAUAAUAAUAAUAAUAAUAAUAAUAAUAAUAAUAAUAAUAAUAAUAAUAAUACUAAAAGACUUCUUAAAAUUCACCAACUAUUUAAUAAUUAUAACCAACCUCUCCAUAAAUUUAAUAAUAAUAAUCAACAUAAUAGGAAUAAGAAUAACCAAAAAUUAGAUAUAACUAGCAUCCUUUAGAAGCACCUAAAGCUAAUUUCCUAAAAAAGUUGCCAUGA
This is a messenger RNA of Paramecium pentaurelia, 2394 nucleotides long. Lineage: Eukaryota; Ciliophora; Oligohymenophorea; Peniculida; Parameciidae. The record is from the annotation of a GenBank genome assembly.